UUAGCUAUACAUAAUUGGUUGCUAAGGUUAUUCACUAGUCAAAAAGUCCACUUUGCUGCAGGCAACAGAUAUUUGCCCAAGAUGCUUAGGGUUUGACAGAAUACAAAAUUUAAUGUUCUUCUGAGAAGUUUCAGAGAAGAGGACCAGCGUAAACCCUAUUUCCUUAAUAGCCCCCAGACAUUAUUUUAGUUUACUCACAUCGUCAAUGUUAAAACCCAUUUUGUCUACAUUUACAGUGGAAAGAAACGAUAUACAAUGGUCUGGGGUGGGGCAAAUUGGUGAUGGGAGUUUUUUCGUGUGUGCAAAUUUCUCUAAGAAUUUGUUAUAGCUUGUAAUAUCUGAAAUUAAAAACAAAAACAAAAAACAUACAAACAGCAAACGUUUGUUUGCUAAGCACGACCAAAUUCAGUUUAGGUUCUGUCUCAUCUGGAAAAUGUUCCCUAAUUCCACCUUCCCCGCAGCCUCACCAACCCCAGCACCCUCUCCGAGUAUCAAUUGUUCUUUUAUGCUACAUGGGUUUUCAUCACUUUAACCUAUUACUUCUGAAAGCAUUCAAUAAAGGGUAGCUCUUAUCCUAGCUCUAAAGACGAUGUCAGACGCGCGGUUUAUUAUUUCCCCGCCGACUCUAACUAGGGUAAGCCCCUUUGGGAGGAAUUCAGGAGCUAAGUAAGCGACAAGGUGUUCCAGAAAGAGAACUCCUGGGAGUGCAGCUUCCCGGACCCUGAGAUUCCUGAAAAGAGAGGAAAUUCCGAAAAACCUUUUCGCGACAGGUAUCGAAGUUUUCCUGAAAGAGCAGAAGAACUCGGAGGCAGAACCACUAAAACCAACGGCCGGAGGGACCGAGGGCUUCUGCAGAGAGCCGAGGAGCAGGACGAGCUGCUUUACCGAGAGUUGCCGAGGGCUUACGGAGAUAGCCGAAGAGCUUGGAGGCGGGGCCACAAGAGCCUUUCUCAGGGCCAAAGAGCCGAAAGGCUGGGAGGCGGAACCACUUCCGCAGGGCGAAGUGUCGGCACCGAGUGGCCGACGAGGUCCGAAGGCUUCCGGAGCAGCCGAAUCUUCUCCGACAGCUUCCGGAGAAAGCCGAGGGCUCCGAGAAGGGACGCUGAGGUGGAAUCAUGGCGGCGUCCGGCGCUGCUGGGGCUGAGAAGAAUGAGGAGCCGGCUCCGGAGGCUGAGGCGCUGGCUGCGGCCCGGGAGCGAAGUAGCCGCUUCUUGAGUGGCCUGGAGCUGGUGAAGCAGGGCGCCGAGGCGCGCGUGUUCCGCGGCCGCUUCCAGGGCCGCGCGGCCAUCGUGAAGCACCGCUUCCCCAAGGGCUAUCGGCACCCGGCGCUGGAGGCUCGGCUCGGCCGCCGGCGGACGGUACAGGAGGCUCGGGCCCUGCUCCGCUGCCGCCGCGCAGGGAUAUCUGCCCCAGUUGUCUUUUUUGUGGACUAUGCUUCCAACUGCUUGUACAUGGAAGAAAUUGAAGGCUCGGUGACUGUUCGAGAUUAUAUUCAAUCCACUAUGGAGAAUGAAAAAACUCCCCAAAGUCUCCUUGGUUUAGCCAAGACAAUUGGGCAGGUUUUGGCUCGAAUGCACGAUGAGGACCUCAUUCAUGGUGAUCUCACCACCUCAAACAUGCUCAUGAAACCCCCCCUGGAACAGCUGGACAUCGUGCUUAUUGACUUUGGGCUGAGCUUCAUUUCAGCACUUCCAGAAGAUAAGGGGGUUGACCUGUAUGUGCUUGAGAAAGCCUUCCUCAGUACCCAUCCCAGUACUGAGACUGUGUUUGAAGCCUUUCUGAAGAGCUACUCCACCUCCUCCAAAAAGGCCAGGCCAGUGCUAAAAAAAUUAGAUGAAGUACGCCUGAGAGGAAGAAAGAGGUCCAUGGUUGGUUAGAAGAAUGUUUGACAGCCACAGACAGUUAAGCUGUUUACUUCGAAGUAACUUUGAAGGAAUGCUAUGAAUAAGAAAUUAGACCUAAAUAAAGGUAUGAGAUAUUUUUAAGUGCUAUCUGUGGUCAUGGUGGUUAAGUGUCAUUAUCAUCUGCAGUUGACUGUUCUCAAGAACUUAGUAUGUACAUAAGUCACUUUCUAGGCGGAAUUGGGUGUUUAAGAUUAAUCUAGAACAGGCUUUCUCCCCAUUUGUGACAUACAUACCUGAGAUACACUGGCAUAGCGUUACGAAACAUUGAGUCACAUAAUGAGGACAUUGUUUUCUUGUCAGUCCUGGUAAGACAAGGACAAAAUCUCAGUUGGUGACAGUAUGUCCUUAGCAGCCUUCUAAUCCAGCUUUUUUGAUGUAUACAUGGCAUAUUUUUCUUGAAACCAGUGUAGUGGUAUACAACCAUCAUUUUAAAAACGAAGUAGAAUCAUAGACUAGAAAAUACCAGUGUGCUACAUGUAGAAUUAUAUUGUUUCAUGAAACUUGUUUCAGAUAUACAUAGACAAGGGUAUGUACUGGGGUUUGAUAUAAAAUACAUUUCUUGAUGAAUGUUACACUGAAGAAAAGGUGAAAAAUACUGCUGAACUCCAGUUUCUGUCUUUUUAAAAAAGUAGGCUCGUAGCUUUCAGGCAAGUGAGAUUUAUGUUAUUUUAUACAACACUGGUUUUUUUUGUUGUUGCUCUGUACUUUUAUGGUUACUUUCUAAUUAAGACAGGUAUGGAUAUAAAGUCCCCUUAUAGUUUACACAUGUUAAAAAGUGAGUCUAUAUCACGGACAGUGAGUAGAUAGAGAAAAAAGAAAGAGUAGAUAGUGAAGUGACUUGGGAAUGACUGAAGUUGGAUACGGCCUGGCUUAAGGGAAGGCUUUGGAAAACCAAGAUAAGAUGCAGAGUGUCACUAAUUACCUCACACUUAACCUUGCCCACCCUCGGUUUCUCCCCACCACCACCCAAAAGGUGUGUGUGGGGAAGUAUAAUAAAGUACUUUUCCUCCUUGUCAGCUUCAACUAAAAAAUAAAUAUUUUUAGUCCCUGUUA
Manis pentadactyla (Chinese pangolin) is the source of this 2957-nucleotide messenger RNA. It is a transcript of the gene TP53RK, whose product is annotated as TP53 regulating kinase. The record is from RefSeq and is a predicted model, not a curated record. NCBI's taxonomy places the organism in Eukaryota, Metazoa, Chordata, Mammalia, Pholidota, Manidae. The transcript is spliced from 2 exons. Gene Ontology annotation, biological process: protein phosphorylation. Gene Ontology annotation, molecular function: ATP binding; protein serine/threonine kinase activity. The coding region runs from base 1116 to 1877 and encodes 253 amino acids. Gene Ontology annotation, cellular component: nucleus; cytosol; EKC/KEOPS complex.